Messenger RNA from Xiphophorus couchianus (Monterrey platyfish), 3113 nucleotides. It is a transcript of the gene mfsd11, whose product is annotated as major facilitator superfamily domain containing 11. The transcript is spliced from 14 exons. The record is from RefSeq and is a predicted model, not a curated record. NCBI's taxonomy places the organism in Eukaryota, Metazoa, Chordata, Actinopteri, Cyprinodontiformes, Poeciliidae. The coding region runs from base 276 to 1640 and encodes 454 amino acids.
AACUGGGUCCCUGCUGUUCGGCCGGAAGCGGCUAGCAGCAUUAGCAGCAUUAGCUUCUCCAGCUGCGUGUUGGUCAGCUGACUGAUCAUGUGACUCCCGGUCGGUCCGGUUCCCACCUGAGAGUAUCUCCAUUUCUCCUCGAACUACCCGCAGCAGGGAGGCAUGAAGCUGGAGACCCAGUGAGAAGCUGCUGGAUUCAACAAGCGAGCCGAGCCUGGUUCUGGUUCUGGUUCGGGCGGAAGUUUUCCUAAUUUGGGCUUGGAAGAUCCUCCAGGAUGGGUCCAGACGGGAAGAAGCUGCUGAACAUCGUCAUCCUCGGCUUCGGCUUCAUGUUCAUGUUCACAGCUUUCCAGACAUGUGGAAACAUUGAGCAAACGGUCAUCAAGAGCUUUAACAGCACCGAGUUUCAUGGAAGCGGCUAUACAAGUAUGGCGAUCAUUUAUGGCGUUUUCUCCGCCUCCAACCUGAUGGCGCCCUCCGUGGUGACGCUCAUCGGUCCGCAGGUCUCCAUGUUCCUCAGCGGGAUCCUGUACAGCGGCUACAUCGCCAUGUUCAUCCACCCGCUCACCUGGAGCUUCUACACGGCCUCCGUCCUGGUGGGCGUGGCCGCCGCAGUCUUGUGGACGGCUCAGGGAAACGUUUUGGCGAUCAAUUCCACCGAUCGAUCCAUUGGGAGAAACAGUGGCAUUUUCUGGUCUCUGCUCCAGUUCAGCUUGUUCUUUGGGAACCUCUACAUCUACUGCGCCUGGCACGGCCACGUCCACAUCACAGACAAGGACCGUCGGACCGUCUUCAUCUCUCUCACCGUCAUCAGUUUGGUCGGCUGCUUCCUCUUCUUCCUGAUCAGGAAACCCGACCCGGAGUCUUCCUCCGGUUCUGAGGCGACAGAGUCUCUACUACAGACUGAGUCCGGAGACGGGUCCACAGACAGUUCAUCCAGACCAGAUCUCUGCACUCAGGCUCUGGAUGCUUUUGUUCAGGCCUGCAGGAUCUCCGUCACCAAGGAGAUGCUGCUGCUGAGCGCCUCCAUCGGAUACACAGGUCUGGAGCUCACCUUCUACAGUGGCGUGUACGGAACCUGUAUCGGCGCCAUGACCCGGUUUGGGUCCGAUGCCAAGAGUCUGAUUGGCAUCUCAGGGAUCUGCAUCGGUCUAGGAGAGAUCAUAGGAGGGGGCGUCUUUGGGAUGCUAAAUAAGAAAAAUCGCUUUGGGCGGAACCCGGUGGUUCUGCUGGGCCUCAUAACGCACUUUGUGGCGUUUUUCCUGAUUUUCUUGAACAUCGCCAGUGACGCUCCGCUGGCGCCGGAGGGCGGCACGGAUCUGGAGGCCUUUAUCACACCCAGUGUUGCCGUGGCGAUGAUCUGCAGCUUCCUGCUGGGCCUUGGCGACAGCUGCUUCAACACGCAGCUGCUCAGCAUCAUCGGCUUCCUGUUCCGGGACAACAGCGCCCCCGCCUUCGCAGUCUUCAAGUUCAUCCAGUCCAUCAUGGCCGCCGUGGCCUUCUUCUACAGCAACUUCUUGCUGCUGCACUGGCAGCUCCUCAUCCUCGUCGUCUUCGGCUUCCUGGGCUCCGUGUCCUUCUUUGCUGUCGAGUGGCUGGCCGAGUCCAGGAGGAGGGACUCGGACUACGACAGCAUCUGAAGCGUCCAGGAGACGCCCAGAUGGACGGACGCCAGGAGACGCCGUCCUCCCAGAUAAAGUCACCUUGCUGGAUGGUGGAGGGAAAACCUGGAGCGGAUCACGCCUGAGGAAGCUGCUGCUGUAGAUGUCUGGAGAGACCGUGGACAUCCAGGUGGUCCAACCUGUCUCUGGAGACAUUCCUCAUUUGCUUUAAACAGAACCUGCUGCUGGUUCUGGGUUCUCUGCAGAACCUCUGAGACCAGAACCAGAACAUCUCAGUUUAAAUGACACACUAACACACAGGUGUCAAACUCCAGUCCUCCAGUCUGCUGCCUUGCAACCUUUAGAUGUGUCUCUGCUGCACCACCUGAACAGAAUAAUCAGGUCAUUAAGGUUCUGGAGAACCGAUCUGCACAAGGAGAAGGUCAUGAAGCCGUUUCAUUCCAGUGUUUGUACCUGUGGCACAGCUAAAACCUGCAGGACUGGAGUUUGACACCCCUGCACUAACUGGAGCUGGGUUUAUUUAAGGGUGUCGGCGUCCAUCAGUCCAGAUAUAAAUGCACACCACACUUUUCAGAUUAUUAAAAUGUAAAAAAAAAAAAAAAACAAUCAAUAAUUUCGGGAAUCUUGGAUCAUUUUUCUCCCUCCGCAUAGUUCUGAUCCCCGAAGCUUGGGUUUGGACUAGGCCAAAAUGUGACGAAAUGUUCUGGAAGACUUGGAAGUAACCUUUGAACUGGAGUUUAUUCAGUUUGUCCAGUUAUUUGAAUUGAUCUCAAAGGGAAAUUAGUGACUAGAAACGUAGUUUUAUUAUUUUUAUGCUAAUUUUGGAGCUCCGCCUUCGACUUCCUCUGGACCAGCCCAGGAAGAACCAGUUUAACGGCACUGGUUCCAAACCCAGCAGAUAAUCCAGGUUAUCGCGCUCCGGCUUCCAUCUGGCUGAUUUCAGGGUUCAUUUAAUCCGAGUCAAUAAGGGAAAUAAUCAGUUUCAUAUUUCUUAAAUGUAGUAAUUAUGGAUUAUCGAUUGUUUUUUGUUGCCAAUAAAAUCGUAUGUAAAACAUCAGCUGCUUAUCUGGUUACAGCAGGAACCAAAGGGUUAAAGAUGGCCGACGUGGACAGAACCGGCUUCAGUUUGCUGGUUUCUGGAUCUCAGCAGAAACGGGUCAGUUUUUAUUCUGGGUCAUAAAACCAAGACAGCGGAAUAAGCCGAUAUUUUCUGACUGUAUUGAUCCUUGAUUCAGUUUCACCAAAACAGUAGCGCGUUAGUUACCAUGGCGAUUUAUCCUGUGCAGCUAGCCUGCUCCUGACCAGGCUAACCGCCAGGCUGACAGGAAAUAUCUUUAUCAAUUUAAAGCUUAUCCACAGGAAACUGAUCGAGUCCAAGAGUAAAAUCAAACUGCUGCUUGUUUGUCUCAUGGAUUUUACCAUGUUUCUGUCCUUUCUGUUUAAUGGUUUUAUUCCGUGACACUGUGCAAUAAUUAAAAUACUUUACCAAUA